Molecule: messenger RNA, 1275 nt
Organism: Nicotiana tabacum (common tobacco)
Lineage: Eukaryota; Viridiplantae; Streptophyta; Magnoliopsida; Solanales; Solanaceae
Source: RefSeq, a predicted model, not a curated record
UUGACAGGAAGGUGCUUUCCCCUUUUGUGUCUUUGAUUUGCAGUUUGGGUUCUGCCAGAGCAGUGAACCGACGUUACAUCAGUGAUUGCGUGCCCCUUAGAAUCCGGAUGCAGGCGUCAGCAGGAUUUGUCAGUGCUAGCGCUCUUGGAAUGGCAUGUGGUCCUGCACUUGCUGGGUUACUCCAAACUAAUUUUAAGAUUUACAAGUUGACCUUCAAUCAAGAUACUUUGCCUGGUUGGCUCAUGGCUUUUGCAUGGUUAAUCUAUUUGAUAUGGCUGUGGAUCUCAUUUAGAGAACCUGCUAAUGAGACAGAAGUGAACAAUGGUCCUCAAGAAUCUAAUAGUGUAGAAAAUGAUGCCCUUGAGAAGGGCGUUACGCAACCGUUGCUCUUAAAAGCGGAAGAGAAUCAACAAGAUGAUGAGAAUGACCAAGAAUAUGAUGGGAGUGAAGAAGCUCCUGAGGAGUCUCGUAAGCCGGCGAACUCUAUAGCAGAAGCAUACAGAUUACUUACUCCUUCUGUGAAGGUUCAAUUACUAAUCUACUUUAUGCUGAAAUAUGCAAUGGAGAUUUUACUUUCAGAAUCCAGUGUCGUUACGUCAUAUUACUUUGGAUGGUCAACGGGAACCGUGGCAAUUUUUCUUGCGUGUCUUGGCCUCACGGUACUUCCGAUAAAUGUUGUUGUUGGGAGCUACAUAAGUAACAUGUUCGAAGACAGGCAAAUUUUGUUGGCAUCUGAAAUCAUGGUUUUUCUUGGUAUACUUGGGAGCUUUCAAGUUGUAAUCUCAUAUUCUGUUCCACAAUAUGUUAUUUCCGGGCUCAUAAUGUUUGUAGCUGCUGAAGUAUUAGAAGGUGUGAAUUUAUCACUCCUCUCUCGAGUCAUGUCAUCCAGGCUUUCUCGUGGAACCUACAAUGGGGGUCUCUUGUCAACAGAAGCUGGCACAAUUGCUCGGGUGAUUGCAGAUGCAACCAUAACUCUUGCUGGGUAUUUGGGACAGAGUAGGCUCUUGAAUGUUACUCUUCUUCCUUCCCUUUUGAUUUGUGUAGCUUCCAUUGUUGCAACCUGUUACACCUACAAUUCUCUUUACUGAGCAGUCUUCUGUAUUUUGAAAACAUUCUCGACUGCAGAAGCAUCAUUGCCCUCAAUUCUUUUCAGGCCUCCUCCCUUUCUGGUUUAAUAAUUGAUUUUGUUUUCUUUAGGUACUUUUGUUUUGCCCCAUGUGUAAUAUUGCUGUAAAUUUUCGGUUAGUAAUUAGUUCAUUGAUUUCUUUAUCUUAA